Molecule: messenger RNA, 2243 nt
Organism: Anguilla anguilla (European eel)
Lineage: Eukaryota; Metazoa; Chordata; Actinopteri; Anguilliformes; Anguillidae
Product: immunoglobulin gamma-1 heavy chain-like
Exons: 9
Coding region: 78-1565 (495 amino acids)
Biological process (GO): innate immune response; complement activation, classical pathway; defense response to bacterium
Cellular component (GO): external side of plasma membrane; blood microparticle; immunoglobulin complex, circulating
Molecular function (GO): immunoglobulin receptor binding; antigen binding
Source: RefSeq, a predicted model, not a curated record
UAUAAAAGCAACUGAGAAUUAUCCUCUUGACACAGGACCGUCACCUGUAAGACAGAGAGGAAGAUCUGUGUGUCACAAUGGGAGCUGUUGUAGCAUUAGCAGUGUUGCUGGGAACUUUAUCUUACGUUCGCUGUGUUGAACUCACACAGCCUGGCUCUGUGGUUGUAAAACCAGGACAGUCUCUGACCAUCUCCUGUAAACUCUCUGGGUAUUCUGUGACCGAUAGCAGCUAUGCUACACACUGGAUUCGACAGCCUGCAGGGAAAGCUCUGGAAUGGAUCGGGCGAUAUUAUGUGGAUGGGGGAACCAACCAAUAUCUUUAUAAAGAUUCCCUGAAAAGCAAGUUCGCCAUCUCUAUAGACACGUCCAGUAACACCGUAUCUUUACGAGGGAGCAGCCUGCAGACUGGAGACACAGCUGUGUAUUACUGUGCCCGAUUACAGUACAACUACUUUGACUACUGGGGUAAAGGCACUCAAGUCACCGUUUCAAACACACCACCCUCCCUCUUCCCUCUAAUGGCAUGCGGGCCUAAAGGAUCCAAUCACCUGACCCUGGCCUGCAUCGCCAGGGGCUUUUCGCCUGAUGCGAGCGUGACCUUCCGGAGCACCUGCGGAAUGGCCGGGACUACGUCCACUCAGUACCGAGCAGUGCAGAUCAGUGGGUCCUACGCAAGCAUCAGUCUUGUCAGUGUAAAAGCGGAAGAGCGGGAGUCCUACAGUUGCUCCGUGAAUGAUUCGUCACUGAAUGAGAAGAUGGAAGUGAGUUUCAAGAAACCAGACCAGACACCCUGUCUGGAGGUGACCCUGAAUCCCCCAAAGAUGAGGGAAUUGUUUGAAAAUAACCAGGCUGUGCUGGACUGCGUUAUCACUGGGGAAGAGAGGGCAGCAGUGCAGGGAGCCAGCAUUACCUGGACACCGAGUGGAACAGACACCUCGAGCAACGAGAGUCAGAUCACACAGGACGGACAUGUGUACAGGAAGACCAGCACUCUGACUCUGGGACAGGAACGCUGGUUCACCGAGCAAAAUGUUCAGUGCUCUGUCCAACAGAUCAGCAAUAAGCCGACCAUCACAAAAUCUUUCAGCCGGAACACCAGCGGGUCAAAAGUUCCCAAGGUGGCUAUAUACACACCCUCAAAAGAAGAAGACAGUGAGUUUGUCUCCCUGGUCUGUGUAGUGGCAGGCUUCUCUCCCUGGGACGUGUUCGUCAUGUGGACAGUGGGUAAUGGACCCUAUGAAGAGGGCAUCACCAGUGAGCCUGUGGAGAGCAAAACUGGCACCUUCUCUGUCACAAGUUUGUUCAAUGUCUCGACAGCGAAGUGGAAGUCCCCAUCCAUAGUCACCUGCAAUGUGAAGCAUAUUUCUGUGGCCAAUGGAGAAGCCCCUAUCACAACAUCUGUGUCCAGAUCAACUGAAACAGUAUCAGCUCUGAAUUGUAAUGAUGAAGGUGAGGAAGAAGAUGAGCUUGGCAGUUUGUGGUCCACCACCUCCUCCUUCAUCACCCUCUUCCUCUGCACUCUCAUCUACAGCACCCUCCUCAGUUUGAUCAAGAUGAAGAAGUGAUGUGCUACACAUGGGAGAUGGGGUGAAAGCUUAUUUUUUGAAUGUAUUGAUAGUUACAUGUCAAAAAUGUGUCGUAUAGAAGAUUGUGUCAUGUUUUCUUGAGCUGAAUAUCUCUGUUUUUUCCAUUACUCCACAGUGUCUAUGUUCAGAUUUCUUUCAUUACCUAAUUAGUGAAAUGUCUGUAUAAAUCCUGUUUAUACCAGUGUUUUCUGUGGACAUCAGACCCACAGUGCAGCACAUAAUUGGCUGCAGUUUAGUCCUAGAAGGAAAGGUUUUAGUUGGUGUUAUUGGUUUUGAGAUUUCACCUCUUACAAUAAAUAAGCCAGUGUCUUUCCAUAUGAAAUGGCAUGUAUUUCACAUCAUAUCUCUCAAGUUAGUGAAUAUUUUCAUAAGCAAAAGAUUAAAGAGAAGUGUUCUAAAGAGAAUCUCCCAGUGUCUGAAAUGCUGUUUUUGCCAUGUAGAGCUGGCCUGAGUGCAGUGUACAGGGCUGCAGAGGGAGGUGUGCUCUGUAUAUUUAACCAGACUCAGAGUGAAAGCUGCAUAUCAGAGUUUAGCAGAGCUAAGGCUUCACAGUCAAACCUGAACACUCUCAUCAUAUUGCGUGUCACUCUCAGCUAACAUGUGGUAUUUGUGUAAAAUGCAUGAAAUAUAAUGAAUAAAAGGAUAAAUAAAUAUCCA